This is a messenger RNA of Suricata suricatta (meerkat), 1617 nucleotides long. RefSeq names its product family with sequence similarity 71 member D (gene GARIN2). The transcript has 8 exons. The record is from RefSeq and is a predicted model, not a curated record. Gene Ontology annotation, cellular component: nucleus. Lineage: Eukaryota; Metazoa; Chordata; Mammalia; Carnivora; Herpestidae. The coding region runs from base 184 to 1512 and encodes 442 amino acids.
AUAACGCCAGAGCAGCCUGGCUCCUCUGCUUUUUACUAAGCAGAUAGUUGCCUGCCUGGUAAUUAUAAACACGUUCUGCCAAAGAAAUGUGAGAAGAGCUGGAAGCCUGCUGUUUGGAGACUAUUUUCCUAGUAGACAUCUAGAAGGUCUCCAGAGAUCUAUUUCGGCCUCACACCUAUCACCAUGAAGAAGAUCAAUAGGAACUCUAUCAAAAGGAUCAAUGAACGAGAUGCCAUCUCCAUCCCACGCUCCCAAAAUAAAAGAGAUCUUCAAAAUGUGCCGGACGGAGGAGAGUAUGCCCCUUUUGUAUCUCCUCCCAUAUUAGAGAGCAAUUUUAUCCAGGUUAAUAGGAAAGGUGAAUCCAUUUACCUUCACAACCGAGCCAACUGGGUGACUGUAGGCAUCUGCUCUUCCAGUAACACCCACAAGACCCCCAGUGUGAUGCUUCUGGCUCAUCUGACCCCUGAAGCCCAGAAAGAUAGAGGAUCCCAAUUUCAAAGACUCCUGACAUCUCCUUCUCCAGAGAAUCUGGUGCUUACCAGGUUCCUCCCUCUGCAGUUUGUGACUCUCUCUGUGCACGAUGCUAAGACUAUGCGCCUCAAAGUAAAGCUGGUCAGUGGUCGAGCCUACUACCUGCAGCUCUGUGCCCCUGCAUCUAAGGAGGACACCCUAUUCCGUCAAUGGGUGCAACUCAUCUCCCUCUUGAAUCAGGAGAAGGCCAAAGCUUCCAAACUGUCAAAAGUCUCAAGCCUCUCAGAAAUCACCACCAGCACAGAUAUCACAGGUUCCGUGGACAUCAUGGACAUCACAGCGUUCGCAGCCAUACAGACCCCACACAUGUACGAAUGUUCAGACCCUGUACGCGCUGUAGAAAGCAUUGAUUUCUCAGAAUUCACAGAUGUCACCGAUGUCACUGAUGUCACCGACGUCACAGAUGUUCCAGAAAAUGAGAUCACAGAGGCCCCAGAUAUAAAAAUUGUCACAGAAGUCAGAGAAGUCUGUGAUGUCCUGAGUGACUCAGAGAUUACAGUGGUGUUUGAAAACGAUGACGUGCUAAGGGCCAAGCAAGAGCACAAGGAAAAAAUGGAAAGCAUUCUUAACCCUGGAUGUCCACGAGAUACAAAAAUUAAGAAUGAUAUCAAAGAAUCCUCAAAACCUGUCACCAUCUCAAAUGUAACACUGACUUUCGAAGGCGAACAAUGUUCUCCUACUACCUUGACUCCAAAAGAAAGUAACACAGAUUCAUUCAAAAGGAUGAGCUUUAGAAAGUCUGAAAAAAGGACAACUGAUUUUAAGAACACCGCUCUCAAGGCUGAGGAAUCCAGGAGCCUGAGAAUUAAUUCAAGCACUUCAGGAACUCUUCUUCAAAGCCUGUCCUCAUGCCGUCUUGCAAGUGGUAGGCAUCACUUUUCUGUGCUGGUAGAGUCGGUUUCCCAGCUCACAGGGCAUGGACCACUCCCAGGCCAACUCUGCCGGCAGAACCCAAACGAUAAAUACAAAGUACUAAAGUAAAAAACAAGCAUAGCUCAAGAAAUAACAACCAACAGAAGAGAAAAAAAAAAAGCUUUGUCUUCCAUGUGGCAGAAAUAAAGGCUACUGCUAAUCAGUCAUUAAGUA